Salmo salar (Atlantic salmon) is the source of this 5151-nucleotide messenger RNA. RefSeq names its product uromodulin-like 1. The record is from RefSeq and is a predicted model, not a curated record. Gene Ontology annotation, cellular component: extracellular region. Lineage: Eukaryota; Metazoa; Chordata; Actinopteri; Salmoniformes; Salmonidae. Gene Ontology annotation, molecular function: protein binding; calcium ion binding; peptidase inhibitor activity.
AUGUUUGUCUAUGGAGGUUUCAUGGCGGUGUGCUCGAUUUUAGACACCUUUCACUAACGGGUGUGGCUGAACUAGCCAAAUCCACAAAUUUGAAUGGGUUUCCACAUAUUUUUGUGUAUAUAGUGCAUGUGCAUAAACUGGAUAGAACAACCUGAAACUAAGGGGAUACUGAUUGUGGUGCUGCAGUUAGGGCCAGUACCAUCAUCUGUGGAACUAACUAAUGUGAUACCGACACCUUCAAAUGGUUAUUGUGCCACUCAGGUUGAGCCACCCCUCUUCACUGAGAAUACCCCCCUCCCCGCACAGCCUAUAUGGCCCAGUGACUCACAACAUAAUAAUUGAUUCAUUCCUAUUACUGAUGGUUAUAUUUCAAAUCACAUUAGAAUUACAAGAUGUAGAACAUCCCCAAGCCAGUAAGGAAUGUGCUGUGAUGAGUAAACCUUUUAAAUUCCAGAGGAUAUAGAGAUCUUUUUCUGAAGGGGUGAAUUUUUUUUAUUACAGUCUUUGAGGGAAAUGUGACAAAAUCAAUACCCCUCCUGCCUGCCUGCCAGUCGGAGGCUGUGGGUGAGGAGAUGAGUGAGGAUAUGAGAGUAAACACUGCCAUGGGGACCUGAGUAGAAACCAAGUCACCUGGGACAGACACCGCUGCUCUCAUCUCACAGCCACCAUUUCUCCCUCUCUAGCAUCACUAAACAUGUUGUUUGCUGGCACUGACAGUGCCAUGGCAGGUCAUAACACAACUAGUGCACAAAAGCAAAACUACAAAUGUGUACAAGUCCUUGUAUGGUUAUAUAUUAUAACUUUUUGGGGUGAUAAAUUACCACAGUUAGGGAUUAACAGUAGUUUUAAAUCCCUGAAAUGCUCUGUCAAAACAUACAGGAACAUAGGAACAUACAAAGGAAUCAAUUUGACUCCAGAAAUGGCACUUGAACCAAAUGUGAAUGAAUACACCAUUUCCAUGUAGUUGCAUACUCUCUCCAUCUAGAUUCUACAUAUUGCCAUGCAGUGUGUUACACUUGGGACUGUGGGAGCAAGGGAGGAGGAGAUCAGGGAGUGUGGAUGAUGAGGGGAGAGAAACUCAGAACAGUUACCAACAACUCAGCUCUGAAAAUGGACGUGCAGCAUGGUUCUUGAAUGCAUGCCGUACUUUAUGUAUUCAAGAUGAGUUGGAUGUCCUUUCUCUGUCUGGCCACGGCCUUUCUGGACCUCUGUAGGGGACACAACACUUUGUUUGAAGGAUAUGACUUGUCUAUGUCCAGCUACCACCUGUGUACUCGACAUGAGAGCACGGUGCUAUGAACAGAAGUGGAGAGUUCACUGCUAAGCCAGGGUCCUGUCCUAAGGGUGUAGUGGAGGCACCCAGGAGUGGAGGGUGUGAAUGGGACUUAGACUGCCCAGGCUGGCAAAAGUGCUGCCAGGGAGAAGGCCUUUCUCUCUGUACUGACCCUCAGUCUGCAGGCAGUAGAGGCUGGUGCUUUCAUGUCACUGUGACAGCGAAGAUAGAUUACCAGCGGCUGAUAUCCAUGGACGUGGGAAUCCUGAACCACACAAGGCUGCUGCACUCUGUGGUGACUGGAGCGCUGGACUCUUAUGACAUCUCUGUAUACUAUAUCAGCUCCUGGCCUAUAUGGCCAUUUAGAACCUCCUCCUCUCUGCUGAUUAGUUCCCCUGAAAUUCUGUCCCUGUCCAACACGACCACAAAGCUGCACCUUCUUCUCAUACACAUUGAAGAAGUCACCUCGGUGUCAGUUGAAGACAUGAAUGAGUGUAGCCAUGCCGCUCUCAGCAGCUGCUCACGUCAGGCAGACUGUUCCAACACAGAGGGCUCCUACAGCUGCACCUGCCAUCCAGGAUUAAUUGAUCUCAACCCCAACAACAAAGGGGUACACUGCCAAGCUGCUGACCCUGUGACCUCACCCAUGCCCAAUAAUGCCACUCAUAUGUUCUGGUGGGCCAAUGCUACAGAGUUGCCACCCAACAGCACCAGCUAUCAGUCCUGGGUCUCCAGCUUUACUGAUACCCCAACAGCCAUAGCUACAACCACAGACAGGAGCAUGAUGCUGAGCUCGACCCAUAUACCUGCUACCACACAUAACCCAGUUAAAGCCAGCUCCAAAAGGUCUGAGACCAGUACCGCAGUGACACCCUCGAGUACUGUAUUGACCUCCAGCAGGCCUGAAAUCAGUACAGCGCUCACAUCCUGGAGUAGUUCCACCUCACUCCAGAAUACCACUAACCCCAACUCUCCAACCCUCUCCACCUCGGCCCCCUCUGUACCGGCAUGGCAGACACAUCACCAGCAGACCAGCACUAUGCCACAAACCAGCCUGGACCCCACUCUGGUGGUGUCCCUGAGUGUAUCACCACCAUCUCCAUCCACAUGCAACCCCGCCCCCAUUACCAACCUGCAGGCUUCCAACGUCACUGGCUCCUCCUUCUGCGUGUCCUGGAUGACUGGCCAAUCCCAGAGCGGGUUUAGCUUUCUGGUGGUGCUGAUGGAGGGGUCAAAGGUCAGAGGACGCUGGGAGACAGGGCUGUCAGUCUGGGAGGUAACAUUGUUGAAGCCUGGGGUUCUCUACAACGUUACUGUCAUUUCCUGUCCCUAUGGGAGCCAGGGGGCCAGCCUGCUGCUGCUGGUUAAGACUGCUGCACAGACACUUGGAGCAACAGCUCACCUGACCAAUGUGCAGUUCACUGAUGCCCUGCUGGACCCUACUAGCCAGGCGUAUCAGAAUCUUAGUCGUAGUAUUAUGGAAGAGAUCCUCCAGUCUCUCCCUCCUGAUAUUCUGGCCCUGGUGAACUCAGGAGAUGUGAGGGUUCAGAUCACAGGCCUGGCCCCUGGCAGUGUAGUAGUGAACUUCACCAUCAUUUUCACACCCAGUCAGUCCCAGGACAUCCUGAAAGUGUCCUCUGCUCUGAUGCAGGCCCUACAGAACAGCUCCAGAUACACUGUUGACAGCAACAACACCAGCAUAGAUGAUGUUGAUGAGUGCAGUACAGGGAACAUGGACUGCUCCCCAUGGGCCCAGUGCACUAACACCUGGGGUUCCUACAGCUGUCUCUGUCUGGAUGGAUUCACGGACUCUAACCCCUCUAGGCCGGGACGGGGCUGUUCAGCUCCUUUGACCACAACCACACCUAUGUCCACAACCACAACAAACACUCUGGUUACAAUCAGCAAUACAGUGUCAACCACUACCACCUACAAUACAACCUCAAUUACAUCCAACAAUACAGAUGCAGUUACAACGAACGCACCAGUUACAACCACUGUCAACAAUACAGUUAGAAUCAACAACACAGUUUCAACCAAAACUCCAGUCACAAUCACAGCGCCAGUUCCUACAAAAAUGACCAGCGGUCUCAUGAAAACCAGUCUGCAGCCUGAGACUCCUACAUCUCUGGCUCCUCUGGUCUCUUAUACGGAAGCCAUCUCAGUGGAGUGCAGGGCCAGUGCCAUCACGGUGACAGUGGCCAGAGACUUCCUGUGGUCGGGGCACAUCGGGGACUCUUCCCUGUUCCUAGGGAGACAGGAGUGUGGUGUGAACGGAGGGAACAGUAGCCACGUCCAGCUGACGGUGGCUUGGGACGAGUGUAACACACAGCUCUUAUAUAACAGCACUCACUACACUGCUCAGGUCAAUCUGUACAACUCUAUGAGCUCUCAGCUCUUGCCUGACGACACUACAAGGGUUCCCACAGUACGGCUGAAGGUCCCCAUCAUGUGUACCUUCAGGAGGAGCAUCAUCAUCAUCUCCUCUGGUUACAGCACCACAGGGUACGAUAUGAUCAAAGAUGCCGUCAUGGGCUCAGGGACAUUCUACGUGACAUUUCAGCUCCUGAAUGGAAUGUCACCCCUCCCCCAGAACUACAGCCUAUCUCCUGAGGAGGACGUUGUGGUCGAAGUCAGCGUUGACUCCACGGUUGCCCAGAUCAAAGUGGUCAUCAACAAGUGCUGGGCCACCCAGAGCAGCAACCCCUUAGAACCAACAACCUAUGUUUUUCUGGAAAACAGCUGUCCCCUCCCAAACACAUACACCACAGUCGUGGAGAACGGCAACUCCAGAAAGUCUCGCCUGUCUCUUCGCAUCUUCUCCUACAUCAACCUGAAUGUCAUCUACCUGCACUGCCAGAUACAGAUCUGUAUCGAGACUGGCUCGGCCACCUGCCAGCCUGAUUGCUUUGGGCGGACAGAAAGAUUCUCCAGUCUAAUUGGAACAGCAAAAGCAUCCUGUGGACCAUUGCUUAGAUCACACAAAGUGUCCGUCAAAGAGAGAUCUGAUACUCUUCGUCUGGUGGGCUACAGUUUACUGGGAAUAGGACUAUUCCUCCUCUUCAUCGGGAGUCUCUCUUCCUUGUUCUUCAGCCACAGGAAGCGAAUUGGAACCUACAGCUUCAGCCUCAAACCCAAGCAAGAUAACUCUCCCUAUCAUGUUUUCGAUAUUUAGUGCUGGAACACUUUUAGGCUAGUUUUAAGGAACUCAAAGACAUAGUAAAGUUGGUAUUUCAUUUCUUCAAGCUGUUGCCUAGUAGUCAGAAAUGAAGAGGUCAAUAUACUUAGUUUUUUAAUAAUAUGUCUUAGUUUUUAAUCAAAAUUAAGUGUAUCAAAAGGGCACAAUUCAUUAUUAAUUUGGAUGACAUCACGGUCUCUUCAAUUUUUUCAACAUUGAUGCAUUUAAAUACAUACUGUAUACAAAGCACUGUCUGCCUUGGAAAUUAAUGUUGUCUUGUUAGGAUUUGUAUAGUGACUCUUAUUUAAAAAAUAUCAUAAUAUAUUCUGCAAUCCAUUCAUUUUCUUUUAAACUGAUAUUUUUCUAUAACUGAGAAAAUCUACCAUUUAUAAAUAUGGAAAUUGCAUGUAUUUUAUAAGUAUAUCCUGAAGUCUUCUAAAGUCAAUAGCAGACACAUCCUGAAAUAUUGACCUGCUAAAAUAUGUGAAAUAUGUUCAUAAACGAACAACUAGAAAUAAAAAGGAAUUAUUUGUAUAUUGGAACAUUUGUAGCAGAGGGAGAGAAUAUUCCCCCAAUCUUUAUUUAUGAGGUGAAAUGUUGAAUUUGUGAUACAAUCUAAGAACUACUGUAAUGAUCCAUACACUAGAGGACACUGUUGGGUCAUUGCAUAAAAAAAUUAAAAAAGAGGUAGGACAACAGA